Messenger RNA from Echinococcus granulosus, 1005 nucleotides. RefSeq lists its product as hypothetical. The record is from RefSeq and is a predicted model, not a curated record. The transcript is spliced from 3 exons. Bases 1 to 1005 code for a protein of 334 amino acids. Lineage: Eukaryota; Metazoa; Platyhelminthes; Cestoda; Cyclophyllidea; Taeniidae.
AUGGAGACUCCUACUACAACCAAUAUCUAUCCGGAAAUGUCCCCUCCCCUUCUCGAAACUGUUAUGCGAUUGACUAUUGAUAAGGUGAAGACACAGCGUUCUCCCACUGCUGUCCCUGUUGCUUCACAGCCCCAGACUCCACGACCUUCUUCAGGAGGCGGGGAGCAAUCCCAAAGACUUGUUCCCUUCGCACGGUCUAAAUCAACUAGCCUUCUAAGAACUCUCCUAAUAAUUCAAAUCGGUCGAAAAACUAGCCGACUUUUGUCGCUGAUCAGCCAACCGGAUCUAUCCCAAUCUGUCAAACCGAUUCAACAGGUACCAUCGGCACCACUACAACCACCACCAGCUGAAGAGCCGCAGCCUCGGUGUACCCAUGGUGGCAAAAGACGCUCCUCUGAAGACGAGAACAUCCAGACGGAAGGAUCUGCGGUGCCCCUAAGAGAAAGGCCCAACUCUCUUGAAGGCCCCUCCUUGGAGAAAGCGCCUUGUCUGGAGAAAAUUAAUCGAACUUACUCGGUUUCUUGUACUUCAGGAGAAAUCAGUCCAGUUCGAGGGCUUAAUCAACUGAGUCUACAAGCCUCCACCAAUACAACCGUCUCCUAUGGUGAGGACUCUUGUCCACGUUGUCAACGUUGUUCCAUGUGGAUGCAGCAACAACAGCAGUUGCGGCCAAACACCUCAAAAUUCCAGCUCUGUCUGUCUUCAAAAUAUGCAGUUAGGGUGAAUCAGCCGACUCCCUACGAGGGCUCGUCUAUCGAUCGAUAUCGCCACGACGGUGCGAAAAAUCGAUAUUGGGAGGUUUGCUGGUCAAACGCAAGCAGUGUUGAUCAGCUAAUCAUCACAGGCAGGUCAAUUACUUGGAAGUGCACAUCCGAUUUCGAACUCGGAUAUCUCGUACUGGAAGACGAGGAGGAGGAGGAGGAGGAGGAAGAAGAGAAAAAAGAAUGUGACAGCUUUGGUAGUGGUGACGUGGAAACAACAGCUGUGCUUAUGAGAAGGGCUUAA